AUGAUUGAACCAACGGGGCUAGAGUGGUUAGACGUCAAGUCCACGCUUCCCUCAGUUCCCUACAGCCAAGACACACAUGAAGUCCGAACGCAACGUCUACUUCUUCGCAAGUUUAGGAUAGAUGAUCUGGAACCACUUUUCGAGUUGCGGUCGCAUCCAGACGUGGCUGCCUGGACGCCUAGUGGAAAACCAGAAACAGACAUUGAACAGACGAAAAAGGUAUUAGCCGCCUGGAUCGAUGGCCAAAAUGACAAGAAUCUCAAGUUCGCCAUCUGUCUCGCAUCGACGGGAGAAUUCAUCGGACAAGGAGGAGUACACUCUCGACAGGGGCAACUGGGCUGGCCCGAACUAGGCUACGCCAUACGCAAGGAACACUGGGGCAAGGGCUACGCUACAGAGUUUGUCAAGGCAUUCCUCGACCUGUGGUGGAGGUUGCCAAGAGUAGAGAGUAACUUUCGGGUUGACGCCAGGACCCUGUCUCCUGGCUGUGAGGACGGACAAGUGGCCAAUGAAUGCAUUGUGGCAAUCACAGUUGAUGAAAACAAGGGGAGCCGUGGCGUGCUUGUGAAGAGUGGAAUGGAAUUGACAAAGAUUUGGAGGGUGGAGGACAUGCGUGAUGAGACGCAGAUGGUUGAUUUGCUGUGCUACGUGAUGACUGGACGAAAGAGUUAG
Molecule: messenger RNA, 672 nt
Organism: Pochonia chlamydosporia 170
Lineage: Eukaryota; Fungi; Ascomycota; Sordariomycetes; Hypocreales; Clavicipitaceae
Product: GCN5-related N-acetyltransferase (GNAT) domain-containing protein
Exons: 1
Coding region: 1-672 (223 amino acids)
Molecular function (GO): acyltransferase activity, transferring groups other than amino-acyl groups
Source: RefSeq, a predicted model, not a curated record